AUAUAAAACACAUCCGGUAGGACUUUUGUCAGAGUUUAGCCUCCGUUGAUCACAUGACCUGCUGACGUCAACACAAACAGACAUGGAGGCGGUGGUGGAGGAGAUCGUAGCUCCUGAAGAUCUGGAGAAGUUUGGGAGGAAGUAUAAAGCAGAGCUGGAAAAAGGCAGCGUGUCUAAAAACACUAAAUUUGAAUACGCCUGGUGUUUAAUCCGGAGUAAAUCCAGCACUGAUAUCAAAACAGGCAUCGAACUGCUGGAUGAUCUGAUUCACAAAGGGACUAAAGAUGAUCAGAGGGAUUACCUGUUUUACCUGGCCGUCGGGAACUACAAACUCAAGGAGUACGAGAGGGCGCUGAAGUUCGUGAGGACGCUGCUGAAGAACGAGCCGGGGAACACUCAGGCCCUGGAGCUCGAGAAGCUGAUCGACAAGGCCAUGCGGAGAGAUGGGCUGGUCGGCAUGGCGAUAGUGGGAGGCAUCGGGCUGGGCGUGGCCGGGUUGGCGGGUCUGAUCGGGUUGGCGGUGGCUAAGAAGGCGGGGUGAGGAGUCGGGCGAGGUGACGGCCGGGUCCAGCAGAACCUGAUUAACACACUAAAGCCUUACUGGCGUUUUAUACUGCAGCUCUGACCAUUAGCCUAGCUUUAGCUUAGCUCACACGUUAACCCCGGAGCGCUGUACUGAGCGCGUGCAGGACGGGGCGGGGGUGGUGUUCUGAUCCAGGGGGGGUUCUGGUUCUGUGUGAUUAUUAAAAGCUGGAUGAUUAUAUAACUCAUCACUCUGCAGUAUUACUGAAAUAUUAUACAGAAUAUAUAAACUGCAAUAUUUAUAUUUACUGAUUUAAACAGUGUAAUAAACUGUGUUUAUAAUUUCAAUAAACGCUGUCUUCACCUUU
Molecule: messenger RNA, 890 nt
Organism: Astyanax mexicanus (Mexican tetra)
Lineage: Eukaryota; Metazoa; Chordata; Actinopteri; Characiformes; Acestrorhamphidae
Product: mitochondrial fission 1 protein
Exons: 5
Coding region: 83-541 (152 amino acids)
Biological process (GO): peroxisome fission; mitochondrial fission; autophagy of mitochondrion
Cellular component (GO): peroxisomal membrane; mitochondrial outer membrane
Molecular function (GO): protein binding
Source: RefSeq, a predicted model, not a curated record